AUGUCCAGUCAAGUUAUUGUUGUUGGUGGUGGUCUUUCUGGCCUUUCUGCCGCACACACAAUCUUGGAACGUGGUGGAAACGUCUUGGUUCUUGACAAGAAUUCCUUUUUUGGCGGUAACUCAACGAAAGCAACGUCUGGUAUUAACGGUGCUUUGACCAAAACUCAGAUAGCUCUUGGCAUUCAAGAUUCCGCUGAAAUCUUUGCUCAAGAUACAGCAAAAUCUGCUCGUGAUCUUGCUCGCCCUGAUCUUAUAAAAGUUCUUACUGGAAAUUCUGCUUCUGCCGUCGAAUGGCUUCAGGAGAAAUUCAAGUUAGACCUUUCUCUUGUAUCUCGAUUAGGAGGUCAUUCUCAACCACGUACUCAUCGUGGAAAGGAAAUGUUACCAGGUAUGACGAUAACCUACGCUUUAAUGGAAGGCAUUGAGGAAAUUGCCAACAAACAACCUGAUCGAGCCCGGCUCAUCAAGAAGGCACGUGCAACGAAGUUAAUUAAGGAAGGCGAUAAUGUUGUAGGCGUGGAAUAUGUCAAAGAUGGCCAAACUUUCAAAGAAUAUGGCCCUGUGAUUUUGGCUACUGGUGGUUAUGCAGCUGAUUUCACGGAAGAUUCUUUGUUAAAAAAGUAUCGUCCAGACAUAUACAAUUUACCCACUACCAAUGGUGAUCAUUCUACUGGCGAUGGCCAUAAAAUGGUUAUGGCCAUUGGAGGAAAGGCUACUAAUAUGGAAAAGGUUCAAGUCCAUCCAACAGGAUUGGUUGAUCCUAAAGAGCCUGAUGCAAAAAUCAAAUUUUUGGCCGCUAAAGCACUUCGAGGUGUCGGUGGGUUACUGUUAAAUGGUGAAGGAAAACGGUUUUGUGAUGAAUUAGGCCAUCGUGAUUACGUUACUGGUGAAAUUUGGAAGACCAAGGGACCUAUUCGUCUUGUGCUUAAUAGUAAAGCUUCAAAGGAAAUUGAAUGGCAUUGUAAACAUUAUGUUGGUCGUGGUUUGAUGAGAAAAUUUUCUGGUGAAGCGUUGGCAAAAGAAAUUGGCAUUUCUGCAUCACAACUAAAAGCAACGUUCGAUGAUUAUAACGAAAUUGCUUCUAACAGAAAAAAGGAUCCUUUUGGCAAGAAAUACUUCCAUAACGUUCCAAUCUCAAUAGAUGAUCAAUUUCAUGUAGCCUUAAUGUCUCCCGUGUUACAUUAUACUAUGGGUGGACUUGAUAUAAAUGCGGAUUCUGAGGUCAGAGAUGUGCAAGGAAAAAUUAUUCCUGGUCUAUAUGCAUCUGGAGAAAUAGCUGGUGGCGUUCAUGGUGCUAACAGGUUGGGAGGAUCCUCUCUUUUGGGAUGUGUAGUCUAUGGCCGUGUUGCCGGUGAUUCCGCAUCUCGUUAUCUUUUCCAGAAUUUGUCAAGUGCAACUGCUAAUCGUCGUCUAGGGCAAAUCGCUGGACAAUUAGCUCCAUACCAAACAACUGUUUCUGUUGACCCAACAAAUCAAAAAGUGCACUUAGAAAUCUCUUGGAGUUCACAACAAGAUAGUACAGGCCAAUAUAAUCCAGUUCAAGCUCCUCAAGCUUCACCAAGCCAGGCACCCACCCCUGAAAAGAAAGCUGAGGCAUCACCACGUGAGAAGAAGGAAUAUACCGCUGAAGAAGUCGCUAAGCAUAAUAAAGAAAAUG
Molecule: messenger RNA, 1657 nt
Organism: Dentiscutata heterogama
Lineage: Eukaryota; Fungi; Glomeromycota; Glomeromycetes; Diversisporales; Gigasporaceae
Source: the annotation of a GenBank genome assembly